Dermacentor andersoni is the source of this 507-nucleotide messenger RNA. It is a transcript of the gene BORCS7, whose product is annotated as Bprotein-1 related complex subunit 7. The record is from RefSeq and is a predicted model, not a curated record. Gene Ontology annotation, cellular component: BORC complex. NCBI's taxonomy places the organism in Eukaryota, Metazoa, Arthropoda, Arachnida, Ixodida, Ixodidae.
GCCCCCUUAAGAAACUCCCAUAGACGGUGGCGCCAGAUUACCCUCUAGGUGUUAUAGUGAGAAACUCUAUGGUCGGAGCAUCGCUAGUAUUACAACACCGCUGCGCUAACGUGGGUGCCCGAAAGAUAUUUUCGCUAACACCACCAGAAGAAUGACCAGUUCUGCAUCGAGUGCUCGUGGCCUCUUCGUGGAGUCGAAGGAGCGCCUUUGUGAUCGCAUACAAGUGAAUGUGAACAGCGUUGGGUCACUAGCGAGGCAGGUAGUCAAAGGAUCUAAAAGCAGUGAGACACUGAUGCAUACUGCGAGAAACUUCGCAUUACAAGAGCACGCUUUGCACAACUCCGAAGUGAACCUGUGCAAGAUGCAAAACCUCGUCACCAACUUGCAACUUCAGGCGGAUGCAAUACAAAAGUGCGCCCAGCACAUCGAAGUUGUUAAGGAAAAACUUCACCAGAUGCAGUGCUGAUGAAAACUACAGAGCCAAGAAAAUAAAAGUUCCAGAUUUUA